AUGCGACCACAUGACAUCAUUCUUGCUGCUAUUGCCGUCUUCUUAUUCAGUGGCGUUGUGAAUUGUGCGAUAAUGAACGACGAUCGUAAUCGUUUAAGAGAAAAUACCCAUGAGUCGCGAAGGAGCUCAUUCAACAUUCACGACAUACACGAUUUUAUCGAUUAUUUGGAAGAUAUUGAGAAGGUGACCCACUAUCACAAUGAAAUGCAAGAAAAAUUUACUACGUGGUGUCUUGAAGACCAUCAUGGUCUUCAUAAGCCAAUUCGUGGAAAGAAAAACUUAAAAAAGAAGCGAAAUCCGGUGUUGGAGGCGGCAUACAACAAGUUAAUGAAGUCCAAGCUUUCGCACGCACUGCAAGACCGAUUUGUGAGCUCAUUAGCGGUAGCUUGUUGCCCUACUAUGGAUUUAAUUGCAGUUCUUACUCUCGAUCAUCAUCUUCUUGUACAUCGUACAACCUCAUGGCAGAAGUUGCUACACAUUAAACCAUCAGAUGUUGGCUUUGAAAUGGUUAAAAUGGUUUGGAAACCCGAUGGUCUUCAACUUGCUGUUGGUGGCAACGAAGGAAAUGUGGCAAUUUAUGAGAUAGAGUCAGGAGAAAGUCUACCAAAAAGACGCAGUAGUUUCUGUCAUACAAGUUCUAUCACCGCAAUGGAUUGGAUCUGUGUACAAGUUUCCGGUUUUGACGCACAAAAUAGCCAGCGAUGUCGAAAAAGUAUUGCUUCAAACUCUCAGUCUAAAGUUCAGUUUCAAGAUCGAUCAACUCGCUUUCUAGAGGAUUUGGAGAGUGAAAGUAGAGCUGACAAAACAGUUUUAGUCAGUGCAGAUGAAAAAGGAUUUAUUGCUUUAUGGUGGUAUGGAAGAGUGCUGAUGACGCGUUUUGAUGUGAGCAAACAUUUCACUGAGGAAGAGUAUAGAGUUAUGGAAACAAUGGGUUACCAGCGGGAGGAGUCGAAUGGUUUUUGUAUUGAAAAGGUGAAUCUUGCCCCGGAUUUUUCCGUCUUGUUGAUUAUAAUUGUAUUUCGCAGUCAGACGAACGAGCUAGAGGAUAACGCGAUAGAAGGCCAGUCAGGAAAAAAGAUACAACGGGUGCUCACUUUAAACAUGAAAGCAAUCCAGUCUAUCUAUGAAGACAUGGAUUUCGUGGCAAGUACAGUUGAUCGUAAUCACUCAAUUGUGACGAAAAUUUUUGCCGGUGGUCGCCAAAUGGUCACGGAAUGGAAAAAUGCUAUGCGUCUUUUUGAAUUAAAGGUUGGACUCAUGGGGCCACUCUAUGAGAAGUACGCUUGCGAGGACUCACCACAAGCAGACAUGCUGUCCUUGGCUGUGACUGGUAUUACUGCACCUGCGUUAGCCCAGUACUUUGCGCAAGAUAUUCAAGAGAUGAGCGUACAUCGCAUGCAAAAAGCGCUAUUUGAUGGAUGUGAAAUUGUAAGAGUGCUUGCUGAUGAAAAUAUGAAGAGUGACUUGGUCAAAUUCCUAUUUCUUGUGUCGGAAUUACGUGGUCAUCUCAAGUGGGAUUCACAGACUUAUGUGAACGCAAUCGGUAUCAAAGUAGAUGCUCUGGAUGAUCUGGUGCAGAUCACGCAGAAUCUUCUCGUGGAAAUGGAGACACUGACGCUGGCGCUACACGAGACUCGCCAAGACUUUUCUUUAUUCUUUCAAUGGAUUCUCGAGCGUAUUCGUUUUCACACAAGCUCUUCGCAAUCCGAAGGAAACACAAGUUCUCAUGCUCGCGACGCGGGAGGUUCAUCCGGUACAAAAUCGCUUUUAAACCUGCGGCGUCUUUGCGAUUUCUUAGACCACGCGGCUCAAGUCGCAAAAGAAUUUAGAAAACAUCAACAGAAUGGUGGUGUAUAUACAGUUGAAACUACAUUUGGAAAUUCAGUGUCACAACACCUAUCAAUGGAAUCAAAUACACAGACGAAUGAGGUGAUGAAUACCUCGACAGGUUGCCUUUUCCUCAUUCACAGUCUUCAGGAAACAUGGUUCACUAUGCUUGAUGCGAUCGGUGGAAGACUUGCAAGAUCGGUUAAUACUUCUGAUUGUGAUUUUACAAUUUUAAUUGGAUUUCGACUACGAUCGGGUGAUUUACUACUGGUGAAACAGGGAUUUGAUUUUUAUGGAGAUGUAUCAAAUAAAAGACCAGAACGACUUGCUUUCGUCGUCGAUCAUGUAAAUGCUGACCAAGUGCUUGAAAGAUGGCUUUAUCUUCAUCAAUACGAUCAUAUUCAUUUCUCACGCUUUGAUCCCGCAGCUUUUCUUGAGUCUGCCAAAAUUCACGACCAAAGUCACACGUUUCAACUUGACCAGCUUCGAAGGAGAAAAGUUGCUUCGUUACCUGCGGUACACUCUAACAAAGGAUCGACUUCUGUGAUUGCAACCGCGUCUCGUGGUAUUUUGUGCAUUAUUCUUUCCCCAAGUCGAUUGAUUGUAUACGAUGCAGAAGAUGACGAGGAUGAAGAGGAGAAAGCUGGUUGCGACUAA
Molecule: messenger RNA, 2484 nt
Organism: Plasmopara halstedii
Lineage: Eukaryota; Oomycota; Peronosporomycetes; Peronosporales; Peronosporaceae
Product: Anaphase-promoting complex (APC), subunit 4
Exons: 8
Coding region: 1-2484 (827 amino acids)
Biological process (GO): protein K11-linked ubiquitination; anaphase-promoting complex-dependent catabolic process; positive regulation of mitotic metaphase/anaphase transition
Cellular component (GO): nuclear periphery; anaphase-promoting complex
Molecular function (GO): protein binding
Source: RefSeq, a predicted model, not a curated record